Molecule: messenger RNA, 1554 nt
Organism: Saitoella complicata NRRL Y-17804
Lineage: Eukaryota; Fungi; Ascomycota; Saitoellomycetes; Saitoellales; Saitoellaceae
Exons: 1
Coding region: 1-1554 (517 amino acids)
Biological process (GO): positive regulation of gene expression
Source: RefSeq, a predicted model, not a curated record
AUGGGAAAUCAGUUCGACGUCAAGAUCGGCUUCGUAAGCGCCUGCAAUUUACCAGUCGGCGACUUCUUCCACGGCGACUCAGACCCGUACAUCAUCGCAAGAAUCCAAAACAACGACGACGAUUCACUCAUCUACCGUACUGAUACGGUCCACAACACCACGGAACCGACAUGGGACAAUGAUUGGUGGCAUGUAGCUGGUGUCCGAUCCGGUGCGCGCCUCGAAUUGAAGUUGGAGGAUGAGGAUCCGGAUAAGCAUACAGACGAUAAACUGGGAGAAGGGGAGUACAUGCUGGAUGAUUUGGGAGCACUAGUGGACGGAGGAGAGAAGGAGAUCGAAGUGCACAUCCACAAGCGGAAAUCGAAUCCCAGGAUUCUGCUUGGCACGGCAUUGCUGGGUAUGAUGCACCCAAAACGGGCACAGGCACAUGCAAUGGUCAAACUGCGUAUCACCAUCACCAAAUCAGAAAAGUCACCCGGACGCCUCCUCCUUCUAGGUCCCCGAAAAUACAGCAUCCAUCGCUCUCCACUCGUUGGACGCAUGGCAGGGACCACAGACACCGACGACGCCCCCGCCUUCCUCGCAUUCCGUCUCCAACUCCUCGAUGUACCGCAGGAUCUGCAGUUUGAAUACACAAUGAAACGCCCGGAGAUUGUCUCCAUGUUCGCCGAUAACAUCAAAGGCCGACUCAUCCGUCGUGCAGUCAAGAGCCAACAUGACACCAUCUACGGCUAUGACCGGAAAACCAUCUAUGGCCGAAUCGAGCGGGAACAGAUGGCGGCCGUACUGCUGGAGAUGACGGACUGCGUGGAGGAUAGAGAGGAUAGGACGAAGGACAAAUUGUUUACGUACGCGAUUACCCUAGACGGUGUUUUGCAUUUCACGGAGACGGGAAGUCAGUAUCUGAUUGAUCACUUGAGCAAGCACAGUAUGCAUGCAAACGCUGCUCCUGUCGUGGUAUGUUCCGGCGAGUUCUUUAUCCGGAGACGGGGGAGUGAGGAUGGGGAGGAUGAUAACAGCAUGACCAAUGGGCGGGAUGAUUCAGAGGUGGAUGUCAUACCGGAGGUUGAGGAGGCUGUUAUGGAGAACGCGGAUAAGGUUCAGCGGAGUCAGGAGGCGAAGAAGCAUGGUGAGGAGGGGAAUAUUGACUGGAGCAAACACGAGCGGAAAGACCAUCACCAAUCGUCACUGAAACCAAAGAUCAACCUUUCGAAGUAUAUCCUCGUCAUCGACAACGAUUCCGGGACAUAUAUGCCCUCAGCCGACCGUCUCCCCGACUUCCAGAAAUUCCUGGAACAUAACCUCCCUGGACUUGAAGUCCGGGCGCUUAGUCGUGAUGACGAGAAACUGAAGAAGUGGAAAGAGGAGCAUAAUGAGAGGAAGGAGGAGGUCGAACCGGUGGGGUUGGCAAGUAGUGGAAGCAGUAGUAGUGCGAGUUCGGUUAGUUCCGUGGACAGGGAGGAGGUUGAUGGUGGGAAAGGUGGGUUCAUGGGGAAGUUGAGGGGAAAGAAGCACAGUUGGAGGACGGCGUUGUCGGGCUUGGGAUCGAGAUAA